AGGUGAUACUUGAACAACUGCGGGGGCGGGCGAGUGCCGCGGAGCAAGGAUACCGGCAUAGGAGACAGCAUGGCUUCCCGGGACACACCACCGGCCACCAGCUAUGCCCCGUCCGACGUGCCCUCAGGGGUCCUUGCUGUGUUUGUCACCAUCCCCUUUGCCUUCUUUCUACCGGAGCUGGUGUUUGGGUUCUUGGUCUGGACGUUGGUGGCUGCUACACACAUAGCGAAACCUUUGCUGCACGGAUGGGUGCUGUAUGUGUCACUCACCUCGUUUCUCAUCUCCCUGAUGUUCUUGAUGUCCUACUUGUUGGGGUUUUACAAACGUUUCCAGUCAUGGAGGGUCCUGGACAGUCUGUACCAUGGAACCACAGGCAUCCUGUACAUGAGUGCCGCUGUCCUGCAAGUACACGCCACUAUCACUUCUGAGAAUGGUGACACAACCCAAUACUACAUCAAUACUUCAGCCUCAUUCUUCGCCUUCCUCACCACCCUGCUCUACAUUCUGCACGCCUUCAGCAUCUAUUACCACUGAAGUGCAGGAGAAACAACCCAGUGAGACUCACUUUCUGGGGGCUGUGUGUGAUUAUCCCCCAAAGCAGGUCCUGCCGUUUCCCAUUCAGGUGAUAAAUGGAAGAUCCACCAAGCCACCCAUGGGGUCAACAGACUAUCUUUCUGAAAUGUGUGAGGAGACUCACUUUGGCAUUUUUCUCUUUGGACAUUCUUACUCCUCAUGGUGACUAUGAGAAAACUGUUCUGCCACCAACAAUGACUGGCCCCUACCCUGAAGAGCCAUCCCACCCCCUCCCUGAAGAUGACUGCCUCUUCAAGUUUCCUGACCAUGAACUCACUUUUCAAGAAAACCAACUUUGAACUCCUCACCGUUCAAAAUACCAGCUCUGCCAAUCACACCUGUUUAGGACCUUUUGUCUCGGCAAUGGUGCUCCCCACGAUAAGUUUAGAAAUAUUCAAUCCUAUUUUCCAAAAUAAUCGAGGCUCCAUGAAGGCCUGAGGUCUAACGCCCUCGCAUGGACCUUCCUUGUAGCCUCUGCAGCUGCCCUGGAGCAGUUGUCCAGCCCUGCCUAUUUACCCCAACCUCACCCCUACUUCCUCUGCAUUAAAGAUCCAAGGAAAAUGUAUAUAAAACCAAUUCUGAGGGUAAAUUUAUGGGAGAAAUACACAGUUGGGUUUGGGGAGUCCCAGAAUGGGAAAGACACAGCCAGUUAAUGCAUAAGCCAGGUACCUCAGAAACUGCUGGGUUCAGUGUGCCUGUGUGGAGCCUCAUAGACCAAUUUAAAGACCAGAAGAUUUCUCCUCCUUCGGGAAAGACUUCAACAAAGGAGAUUUACCAUGGAUUUACCUUCCAGCUCCUCCCAGAAACACAGCAGGAAGCAGUAGUUGCUAUAUUGUGGCACCGGUUCUGGAAGGACCCCUCUGGAGGUCUGUGCUGACUUCUGUGUGCCCCUAACUCUUCCUGGGCACCCUCUGGAUGGGGCCAGUCUUCAGGAUUCAUCAUGGAAGGGAGUUUGUGUUUGGAGGUCAUUUUUCUAAGAACAGGCCUUGUGAGAAGAAAAGUAUGAAGUCAAGUGAAUACUCCCAGAGCAAGCUGGGCUUUCCAACCUGUCACCACCCGGGAGGGUCUCAGCCCCUUGCCAAGGGGCCAGCAUGACUGGGUUUUCUCACCCAACAGGCCAACAGGACACAGUCCCACGACUCCCUAAAUAGAUAAUUGCCAAAAGGGAAUGAACUGAAUCUAAGUUUUCUCCAUUCGGGUGUGUUGGGAGGGGUGAGGGGUGCAACUCGGCCUCACUAUUGUUUACCAGUCACUUACUAAUUGCCCUGACAUCUUGAGAAGUCAACACCUAUCUCUUAUUUUGUAGUCUGGCAGCUGUUUGUGAUGUUCACCAUGGAAUAUUUCCUGAAUGGCCACAUGCAAAUAAAAGAUGUUUGUAUAGUG
This is a messenger RNA of Mesocricetus auratus (golden hamster), 1956 nucleotides long. It is a transcript of the gene Mall, whose product is annotated as mal, T cell differentiation protein like. The coding region runs from base 70 to 534 and encodes 154 amino acids. Gene Ontology annotation, cellular component: membrane. Gene Ontology annotation, biological process: myelination. The transcript is spliced from 4 exons. NCBI's taxonomy places the organism in Eukaryota, Metazoa, Chordata, Mammalia, Rodentia, Cricetidae. Gene Ontology annotation, molecular function: structural constituent of myelin sheath. The record is from RefSeq and is a predicted model, not a curated record.